AACGGGAUCAAAUGUUUCCUAGACUGCUUACCGUAGAAUAUUUUUACUUCAUGGCAAAUCACCGCUUAUAACAAUAUUGAAUUCUCCUCUAUAAAUUUUUCAGAGUACCUGGAAAGCAUUUCGUUUGAACGAACCGCACGGGAUGAAAUGUCGGAGAUUCGCGUAGCUUUGAGUGCUGGUGAUACAUCUAACGAUCGAUAACAUCCGAUUAAAUUUUGUAUUAAUAAAUGUCAGACAGGAUGGCUAGCAGAGAAACAUCUAUUAAUUCAAAAAAUUCGGAUGACCACAGUGUUGAGACACUGGCAGAAGUUUUCCGAUGUUUCAUCUGUAUGGAAAAGCUUAGGGAUGCACAUCUUUGUCCUCAUUGCAGUAAAUUAUGCUGUUAUACCUGCAUCAGACGAUGGCUCACGGAACAGCGUUCUCAGUGCCCCCAUUGUAGAGCUUCUCUGCACUUACACGAAUUGGUAAAUUGUCGAUGGGUAGAGGAAGUGACACAGCAACUUGAUACACUUCAAGCUGUUGGUAUAUCAAAUUCAAGGCACGAUGAUUCCAACAGAGAUAGGUGUACCGUGCAUCAUGAGAAGCUAUCUGUUUAUUGCUGGACCUGCCGUAGAUGUAUAUGUCAUCAGUGUGCCCUAUGGGGUGGAACUCAUUCAGGACAUACUUUCAAGCCAUUAGAAGAGGUCUAUGAUCAGCAUGUCACGCAAAUAAAAGCAGAAGUAGGACAAUUGGAACGAAGAUUGAUGGAGUUGAUAAGCCUUGUUCAAGAAGUAGAACGUAAUGUUGAGUCUGUAAGAGCUGCAAAGGAUGAGAGAGUUAGAGAAAUUAGAAAUGCGGUGGAAUUAAUGAUAGCGCGUUUAGAUUCUCAAUUGAAAGCUAAAUUGCUGACAUUAAUGGGUCAGAAGAAUUCUUUAACGUUAGAGACAGAACAACUGGAAGCUUUAUUGCAAGAAGUGGAACAUCAGUUGCAUACUUGUACUCGUUCCGAGCUUAUCAUCAAAAGCGCGGAUCUUUCACGGAUGAUACACCAAGUGAGAAAGAAACCAAUGACGAGUUUUGUGACCGCACCUGUUCCUGCAGAUUUUCAUAGCGAAAUUGUACCAGGAUACGACAGUGCAACGUUCGCGAUGCAAAAUUUUACUCAACUACAAUUAAAAGCAGAUCCAGUCUAUUCUGCACCUUUGCACGUGAACGGAUUAUGCUGGCGAUUAAAAGUAUAUCCAGAUGGAAACGGCGUUGUACGCGGAAAUUAUUUAUCUGUUUUUCUGGAAUUAAGUGCUGGUCUACCAGAAACAUCAAAAUACGAAUAUCGAGUUGAAAUGAUACAUCAAGGAUCUCGUGACACAAGUAAGAAUAUUGUUCGAGAAUUCGCGUCUGACUUUGAAAUCGGUGAAUGCUGGGGUUAUAAUAGAUUUUUCAGAUUAGAUUUACUUGCAACCGAAGGGUAUUUGAAUACAGAAUUGGAUACUCUCAUAUUGCGAUUUCAGGUACGGCCACCAACGUUCUAUCAGCGUUGCAGAGACCAACAGUGGUAUAUUAGUCAAUUAGUUACCGUCCAAAAUCAAUAUGCCACUCAAAUCAAUGAACUGAAAGAGCGACUGGCAAUCGAAAUGUCUCGGAAUGCUAUGACGGCAACCAGAGUAUCCAGUGGGGCUACAUUGUGUGGGUCAACAUCAAAUGUAACAUCUUUGGUAAUGCAGCAACAGUCGCAAGCUGCUGGAGAUCCAUUGCUUAUCUCAAAUUCUACUCGUUCGAUGGAAACGUAUCCAAAUGGCACGUCGACGAGAUCAGUACAGAAUGUCCUUCCUAGUGGAAAUAAUAAUGCCACCAUGUCAGGAGAUCAAUUAAUGCCUAUGUGUGAAUUAGGAGAGCUAUCAAAUAUACGUCCACUUGGAUCCUCUUCGACGUUAUCCUCUAUCUCGUCGAAAACGAGUCUAAAACAACACAGAGUGAAACCUGAAUCACCGAACCUGCAUAGUACGAACGACGGUCUUCCGGGAGAUUGUCAAACUACUGGAGCUCAUUCUCCAUCCCCAUCAUUUUCUUCACCGACGGUCCUUAAUCAGCAACCAUUGAAUCUUCUCUCCAGUAGUAGCAGUAGCGAUAGCGGAGAACUAAGUGAACACGAUAUAUAUUUGGAAGAGUGUGACCAUAAUGAGCCACAUUUAACACUUUUAGAUGAUAACUCUAAUGACGAAAAUGAUGUGGAUGAUGAAACCAUGUCAGGGGAAAACGACGUAGAAGUUGCAGAAUCAUUAACGCCAUGGAUUCAAAACAAACAGCGCACAAAGCAACAGAACAACCGAGACAGUGCAGGAGAUACUUGCAGAUUGCGGGGCAAUGAUAGUUUGGAAGACGAGAUUAUGCUGUUGCAUUUGUUUGAAAUGCAAGAUCGGAACUCCGCUUGGACUUCUUUGUGUUUCAAUCAACAUGUAGACGACACCAGUGAUUCAAGAACCUCUUCAACGAGUUUGCAACAUCAUAAUGCUAGCCCUUUGCAUUACACCCCUACACUGCCUACUCACGGAUCGUCCUCGUUCUUGCAUAAACAUCACGAGCUCGACUCUACGUGCAACGAGCAAUUUUCCGACAAACGUUCCACGUGCCCCUCGCAUCUUUGUCAACCUCAGCUUAUAUGCAGCGGUCGGCCAAAACUGGGGCAACUACCGAACAUCUGCCAGCAAGAAGUUUCUGGAUUAAUAGCUUGCGGUAAUCAAACGAGGUCUGAACCCGCGACUUGUUCGAAUUCGAUAGAUUGCGAGAAAGAUCUUCCAAAGAUAUCUGUAGUUAAUAGAAUUAACCACGAGGUGGAGACAUCCAGGUCGGACUUAAUAGUGCCAAAUGUAGUGUUGGACAGCAAUAAAAUUGUAUCUAAACAUUUGUUGUCGCGACGACAAUCGUCGCCGUCAUCCUCUGUCAACGUUAGUGUGAUAAGCAAUGGAAGCAGUAAAGUAUUUGAAUUUGAACAAUUGCUGGAAACCAUUCAGUUGUAUCCGAUAUCUCAAAAGGACACCGUCGGUUGUUUCAACAAAUUAAGGAAAAAUAUUUCCUCGGAAGGAAAAGGUAAUAGUUGCGCCACCGCCACUAUCAAAUCGGCUGCCCUUUCGUUGAGCCACGAUAUUGCAUCGUCGUCGACGAGCAAUGCAACAGAUGCUGUACCGAGUCCUAACAAUUACAGUUGGGCUCCUGCGUUGUACCAACACAAACACAGUCAAAAGAGUAUUUUGGAGGUAACUAUGCAACCCUCUUCUAACGAUGCUGCCAAUAAAUCUGCUACCGAAAAGUCAUUAGAAGAAACUAAUUCUUCAAAUUCUCCUUGAAUUAUAUUUGUCAUACUUAAUAUUACAAGUGUACUGUGAUUUUUGUUCAUUUAAACGUUAAUUAUUCUUAUUAGAA
Colletes gigas is the source of this 3396-nucleotide messenger RNA. RefSeq names its product E3 ubiquitin-protein ligase TRIM37-like. Gene Ontology annotation, molecular function: ubiquitin protein ligase binding; zinc ion binding; tumor necrosis factor receptor binding. NCBI's taxonomy places the organism in Eukaryota, Metazoa, Arthropoda, Insecta, Hymenoptera, Colletidae. Bases 228 to 3320 code for a protein of 1030 amino acids. Gene Ontology annotation, biological process: protein autoubiquitination; negative regulation of centriole replication. The transcript has 17 exons. Gene Ontology annotation, cellular component: aggresome; peroxisome. The record is from RefSeq and is a predicted model, not a curated record.